Molecule: messenger RNA, 2142 nt
Organism: Bemisia tabaci
Lineage: Eukaryota; Metazoa; Arthropoda; Insecta; Hemiptera; Aleyrodidae
Product: serine/threonine-protein kinase ICK
Biological process (GO): protein phosphorylation
Molecular function (GO): protein kinase activity; ATP binding
Source: RefSeq, a predicted model, not a curated record
GACUCCACUCGCAUGCCAUUGUCCACGAAUCCCCCGACCAAUGUUUAUCUAACCUCCUCCGUAAGCGCCCUUCUCAUUCCAGUGCGCGAUGUGACCUUUCCAAAAGGCACCCGGGAGCUUUUCCAAGCUCAAACUUUCGUUGCACAAUCGGAGCAAUAUUAGCCUCCUCAACUGGAUCCUAAUCAUGAGAUAAUUUGAACACUUACCUACUUUACCAAAUGUGCGUUUAUGGUACCUGUGUGAAGUGACGCAAUUUAAGUGGGGAUCGUAAGGAAAUCAAAGAGCUGAAACCAACACGAGCUACCUAGCACGUUCUUUCGAGGUGCUCACGAGCCGCCGUCACUGGACCGCAGCACGGAAUCAAGCCCUAAGGAUGGAGCUUUCGAAGGACUAGCAGUAGAAAAUGAACCGGUACAUCACACUGAACCAGUUGGGCGAUGGGACUUACGGCUCCGUCGUCCUUGGCCAGAGAAUCGACACGGGUGAAAAAGUAGCAAUCAAAAGGAUGAAGCGGAAGUAUUACUCAUGGGAGGAAGCGAUGAACCUGAGGGAGGUGAAGUCUUUGAAGAAACUAAGUCAUGCAAAUUUGGUGAAAUUAAAGGAAGUGAUUCGUGAAAAUGACACACUGUACUUCGUUUUCGAGUACAUGAAAGAGAAUUUAUAUCAACUUAUGAAAGAAAGGGAUCGGCUAUUCCCGGAGCCUGUGAUACGGAACAUGCUGUACCAGGUGCUACAGGGGUUGUCUUUCAUGCACCGGCACGGGUUCUUCCACCGGGACCUGAAGCCGGAGAAUCUGCUGUGCUGUGGCCCGGAGCUGAUCAAGAUCGCAGACUUCGGGCUGGCGCGGGAGGUCCGCUCCCGGCCGCCCUACACGGACUACGUGUCCACCCGUUGGUACCGCGCUCCGGAGGUCCUCCUCCACUCGACCACCUACAACAGCCCCAUCGACCUCUGGGCCGUCGGCUGCAUCAUGGUCGAACUCUACACCCUCCGACCCCUCUUCCCCGGCAACAGCGAGAUCGACCAGAUCUUCAAGAUUUGCUCCAUCCUCGGAACGCCGGACAAGCGAGACUGGUACGAGGGUUACCAAUUGGCGGCCGCCAUGAAUUUCAAAUUUCCGCAAUUCGUGCGUGUGCCCCUGAAUACAAUAGUGCCAAAUGCAUCACACGACGCCAUAGUCCUUCUAGAAGCUCUCCUUCAUUGGAACCCCUCCAAGAGGCCAACAGCUCAACAUGCUUUGAGACAGGCGUAUUUCCAAGUCGGGCAUCGGCUCAACAGCCAUCAUCGGCACGAGUUAGCCGCCACCGACCGCAACCUAUCGAUCAAGUCAAAUCCAGCUCGAACUACACUUACCAUCGUCCCCAAACAGAUCACGCUCCACGAGAGGGACUUCAAUGAGAUUUUAAGGCCCUUGGUGAGUGACAUGAGUUAUCUCUCUGUUAGCAGCAAAAUAAUGCCCCCAGUGAAACAGUCGAUGAAGGAGAACCGAGGCUGGUAUGAGCGGCACGAGAAGGAGUCUCCGAUUAAAAAGCUCAGCGCCAAACAGCACUAUCUAUCGGUGGCGAGGUACGUCACUGGACAAUCAACUAAUUUAGCCGCCAAUGAAAGGUUCUCUGCCCAGAAAAAGCCGUUGUUGCCUCAGCAGAACUACUUGACGAACAUGAAUAACAUCUCUUCUUAUAAUAAAGCAGCACAGCCACUCUCUACCUCUGCAAGAGUUCCGAGCAAUGGUCGUGUUGACUGGGCGGCAAAAUAUUUAAAAUGAGGGCAAAAGUCGGUGCGCCUAUGACCACGAGAAGAAUCAAACAUAUUUGACUGUGAGGUCGAUGCAUUGAUGAAGUUUGCUUUCGAUGCUAAAUUUUAAAAUGAUUAAUUUUAUACGAGUUCCUUUCCAAUUUUUCUAUUUGCCAAGAUUGUUUUUCAUAAUGUUUUUAACUUUAAGAGAGAUUUUGUGUUUCAUGAUGGUUGUUCCUGAGGUAUUUGUAUAGGUUUUGUAAAGGCACACGAUUUCAAGUUGAUAGUUGCCGGCUAUAAGUCAAGGUGUUAGAAAGCGAUUCCUUGACUCUUUUUUAAGACAAAAAGUAAGCUUUUUGUAAGAUUUGAGAUUUAUUAAAUGUAAAUAAAUGUUUUAACAAUCGUCAA